CCGAUCCGGGAUCGAUGGCAUUUUUGCGGGAUCGCCUCGGAAGCAAUCCCAGACUCGAAARCCUACUYGGUGUUUCACCGUGGUGUCUGCAGUCCAAAGAGCACACUCUCGCUUGGUCGCCGAGGAAGCCGAAAUUUUGAAUCUUGACAUAACGAACCACCAUGCGGUUACCAGGUAAGUUGCCGUUGUGAAACCUUCURUUACGCGCUGUCACGGUUUCGAAAAUGACUGUAUCGUAUCGGGUACGAACUGAGUAAAGGAUGAAGGAUUUUAUUUUAAGUGUUCGUCGGUUACGAGUACCUGUACCGUACGAUUGAUCGCGCGUUCGAAGAUACAGAACGUAACUAUCUCUUGCAAACGGGACUUAUCAGGUAGUCGAUAAUCCGAAGAAGUAUGUUACCGGUACUAGUACUCUGGUAAUUGACUUCAURAAAGUAUCUUCGGUAGUAUUACAGUAUUUCGCAAUGUACAAGUAUUGCGUACCGUACCAGGUACCGUAAGGAGAAAUAAUCAACGUUGUUUGUGUGUCUGCCUGCCUGCUCGUGUUCUGGUCUUAUUCUACCCGAAAAAUGCCAAUAUUUUUUAUCAAUAGAAUUCUAUUCCUUUCUGUUCACACUUGAUUUUGGCGUUAAAAACCUUUUUGUUGGGGGUGCGAUUCCGUUGUGCCCCCUAUUGAAUAUUGCCUACGUUKUUGGAUCGGUUGUGCGUCCCAAAUUUCAGACUGACUGGCGUGCAGAGCAACUUGAAGAUCCAUAAAUACGUCGUUUGGUGCUCUAUCUAGGCCUUCUGCCCUGUGUGAUUGAGUGAAUAAUCGAAUCAUCGAAAAAACAAAUCAAAAUAAUUUCGUUUGGUGUCGUMUUUUUUCCACUUCGCCAUGCGUGACGGUAGAAAAUAAAGUCUUGUCUUUAGAUUUCGGAGGUUGUGUAUUCUGAUUCAUUCCUUCUCAAAAACGAUCCGAAUCAAUGGCACACUGUUCAUUCUUCUGUUUCUGCCGCUGAUACAGAUACUGAUACAAAUARAACGGGACARCUGGAGAAAGAGUUCGAUUCAUUUGUUUCAACGACACCUGAACUACUGAUGACAACAUGCURCUACUCCGAAGACGCAAAGAACAAAAUGAGCAUUGCAGCCAGCCGUCUUGUCCGCGUUCGGUGGUGACCUUUUACCACGACAUGAGCGGUGAAAGCAGUUCCGUGGAAUUCUACUCCAAUGGAGAUUCCCAUAACCGCUUGCGCCAGGAAAUCGAUCUCCAGGAUUUCGAGGCAUUGGUAGAGACCUACAAGUCUUUGGUGACCAAUCACCGCAAGAAUCUCCAGCGAAGGAAAYGCCGGCUACGUCGUCUUCGCAGUGGACCCGAGUCUGCCCCCGUCCACCGCUCGGAUGAUUCGAAACGCGAACCCGACGAUUCUUCUCSAAUGGUCGUCACYGAGGUCCACAAGAAGGCAAUCGUGACACUUGUCCGGGUCGAUGCCACCUCGAAGCGCGUCAUUGGAAUCCGGCCUGAGUUUUUUCCGAGAAGCACAAGGGUGGUCCCGUCUUGCCUGGGCCGGCUGGACUCUCUCAAGUGCCUCCGGCUGGACMGAUGCACCCAUCUGGCAAGGGUUCCAUCGGCCCUCGGACURGGCCUUUCGSGGCUGACGGAACUGCGCCUGGAUGUCUCGGCCAUGAAUCAGCCCCUCCCGACCAGUUUCGGGGAGCUCGGGAACCUGACGACCCUGGUUCUCUUUGGWAGCUGCGCAAGGUUGGACGCUGGCAAUGUUGGCGAAAACAAUUCUUCGAUGGUCCUGUUCCCCUCGUCCAUGGCAAAAUUGAAACUGAAGCACCUCGAAACCCACAUUCAGAACCUCUUGCACAUUUCGCCCGAGGUGCUCGACGGAUGGAGUGCUUCGAUGGAAAGAYUAGUGGUCACGCAAGAUCUYGUGAUGCCGUCGGUGACAGCCACCUCCAGUGAUGAGCGUUCCAUGGCAGACGGAUCGGCKUCUUCUGUCUCGGAGGACUACCUCUUUUUGGAUUCGGAAGAUGACAACGAGRAUGAGGACGAGGGYAACUCCUUUUCUAUUCUACAGCAUAGCAAUAUUUUCCGAGAAGCYCUAAAGCUCCAAUUGGAGGAAAGAACCUUUCGAUCGAUUGCCCGCUUCCGGAACCUCAGGGCCCUCAAGCUCUUAUUUGAUGAUUCCGAGUACCGUGAGGAAGGCUUCGUCUCGUCCAAACCCCCAGGGGYCUAUCACYGCACUGGACGCUCUUGCAAACUCGCUACCGAUACAGAUACCCAAUGUGUGGCCCCUCCAUCCAGAACGCCAUAUACGGUUCCUCUUUCUUGGCUGGCUGGGCCUCUUUCUUCCUCACUAAAAGAGUUGGAUAUCGGAAGCUGUAUAGCAUCGACUACUUCAAGUGCCUCUCCCCAAAAAUCUKUGAUUCCGAUUGAGAUUUCAUGGAUCGAUAUCCUCCGAGAGUUUCCGCUUCUGGAACGGUUGCGGCURCAGGAUUGCCGUUGYUCUUUUGCCAAAACCAGUGAUGCAGAUGCAAAUACGAAGAAUACGAUCGAGGAGACUGAUGCCCCGCUCCUGUUGAAUCACCUGAAGCAGCUUGUGCUCGACCGGUGUCCCGAGUUUGCUCUUGCAGACGAGGGGGAUGGAGUGACGGAAAUGACCUCAUCAUCGUCAUCCUUUCAAGAAGCAAAUAGCGAAUACUAUCUCACAGACCACAACGGAUCGCUGGAAGAARUCGUCUUUUCUCCCAGCGGAAGUAGCGACGAGGAAAGCGCCACCGAACCCGAAAACGAAAGGAACCAAGACAUUGCCAUCUCCUUUGACCCGGUCGAUGUGAACGACAUCGAAGCUCUGGUGAACGAAAAUCCGAAGGAAAUCUUUUGCAUCACCCGCCCGACCRGUCUCCAGGCGAACACGGUAUUUUCGCCAACCGAGAGAGAGGAUUCGCUAGCGAUCUUGUGCCGUAAGAUGCUACCUAGGUGUCCGAGUCUUGAGCUUCUUUGCCUCCGGGAUUGUGGAAUCACGGGAUUUUGCAGUGAUUUAUUGUCGUGCCUUCCGAMGGAGUCACUCCGGGAGCUGACCCUGGAUGYGCACGACAAUCACGAGAAAAAAGACAAAGAAACAAUCCGAACCAAUCUGUGGGCACUCAUCGAUGYCUAUCCCUCCUUGAUGUACCUGAACGGAAGCUAYACCAAACUCCUCGAAACGGAGGCCGAGCAAGAGCAACUUCAGCGCCGRUUGGUUCAGAGGCAGCAUCGUUACMGGGCUUCUCGGCAUCUUCCAGGACCGUUGAAGCGAUUCUUUUCCGAAAGGAUCAACGACAUGCAAAAGCACGGAGUUAGUCACAACAUUGUUUCGAUGGACGACUCUGCGGAGGCACCAGGUACGGCGGAGGAGAAGGAGCGUGCCACCGCUGCAUCGACAACRAGUGCAUCUCUAGAGGGGGAUCAUCAAAAUCCCGUCCUCCGGCUGCCCUUGGUGGCACUCAAUCGCAUCAGAAAGAACACURGGRUGUUGCAAAAAAGCAUYCGGCGGUCCAAUUCGCGAGAAUUUUUGUGAGACUAGGUAAGGUCAGAUAGGAUGAGGAAAAUCUUUUAUUUASAAGCGAAGCAUUGUUUCAUGCGGCCGUUCAUUUCUCGCCUGCGUAAGUAUUGAGUAAUAAAGCCAUGCGGURUUG
Pseudo-nitzschia multistriata is the source of this 3666-nucleotide messenger RNA. The record is from the annotation of a GenBank genome assembly. Lineage: Eukaryota; Bacillariophyta; Bacillariophyceae; Bacillariales; Bacillariaceae.